CCUCAAUACCCCACCACUCGCAACACAAUGCGCUUCACCCUCCUUACACUUACAGCCUCUUUGUUGCUUUUGACUCACCAGGCAUUCGCCGGUGAGGAUAACAUUGACCCACCAUUAAAUUCAACCAGCACAAUCCAAAGCUUCAGUUUCCAGCGCAAGCUAUCAUGGACCAACCAAGAUUUUGACGUGACCCAGGACGGCAAUAACGCCCACAUCAUGUCUGUUGAAGCCCAUCUAAAAGAUAAAUGGAUGAAAGCCCAUUUUGCCUUGGAUCUCGUCCUGCCUAGUGGUGAACGUGUAGGAAUCAAAGUCGAGGGAAAACUAGUGCACUGCGGCUUCACGCAAACUUACAAGAUAUCGAAUGGCGUCCAAUUACUAGUUGAUCCACGCGGAACGUUCACCGAUCGAUGGUACAUCAAGAAGUCGGGAUACAUCAAGCAGGCAUACACUUGGCACCGCCACUUGCGAGGGCUCUCAGGUGUUGUCACGGGCGAGCAUGGUAGAAAAGUUGCUUAUUUUUCAGCUAAAACCUGGGGCAGUUCGUUCUUGGCGGGUCUGAGUCAUUCGAAAUGGCCUCAAACAUCACGGUACACCAUAAAAACCAACGGAGAGGUACCUUUAGAAAUAUUGGUUGCACUCUAUGUCAGUGCAGCUGUCAGAAAGGACUUGUGCGGCUGGUGA
Messenger RNA from Puccinia graminis f. sp. tritici CRL 75-36-700-3, 681 nucleotides. RefSeq lists its product as uncharacterized. The transcript is spliced from 4 exons. Lineage: Eukaryota; Fungi; Basidiomycota; Pucciniomycetes; Pucciniales; Pucciniaceae. The record is from RefSeq and is a predicted model, not a curated record. Bases 28 to 681 code for a protein of 217 amino acids.